UCAUUAGUGCGGAAUAUGUGUUGUUUGAUAUAUGGCAUCAAAGAAGCACGAAAUGGGUAAGGGGUGGUGCAGUUUGGUUCUAAAAUAUCUGUGGGUGCUAAUAAUAACAUUGCUCAUCGAAGUUAAGCCAUUGGGUGUGAAGGGUCUUCCACUUCACACGAAUUCUCGAUGGAUAGUGAACGAAGAUGGGGAAAGGGUGAAACUGGCUUGUGUGAAUUGGGUGUCCCAUUUGGAAGGAUUGGUGGCUGAAGGGCUCAGCAAGCAACCUAUGGAUGUGAUUUCAAGUGGAAUAAAGUCAAUGGGCUUUAACUGUGUGAGGCUCACUUGGCCUAUUCUUUUGGUCACAAAUGAGUCUUUGGGUUCUCUCACCGUUAGAAGCUCCUUUCAAAACCUUGGCCUCCUUGAAGCCAUUGCUGGUGUCCAAGCCAACAACCCCUCCAUCAUCGGUCUUCCCCUCAUCCAAGCUUUUCAGGCAGUGGUGAAAAGUCUUGGUGACAACGAUGUGAUGGUGAUAUUGGACAAUCACAUAACCCAGCCAGGGUGGUGCUGCAGUAACUCCGAUGGCAAUGGCUUCUUCGGUGACAAAUAUUUCGACCCCAACCUCUGGAUUUUGGGCCUCACCAAAAUGGCCACCCUUUUUAAUGGAGUCACUAAUGUUGUGGGCAUGAGCUUGAGGAAUGAACUACGCGGCCCCAAACAAAAUGUCAACGAUUGGUACAGGUACAUGGUGAAAGGAGCAGAAGCAGUUCAUGCAGCAAAUCCAGACGUUCUUGUGAUUCUAUCUGGCUUAAAUUUUGACAAAGAUUUGUCUUUCAUUCCACAACGACCAGUGAACUUAACGUUCGAAGGAAAGUUAGUAUUUGAAGCACAUUGGUAUGCCUUCACGGAUGGUCAAGCUUGGGUUAAUGGAAAUCCAAAUCAAGUAUGUGGACAAGUGGCUGGAAAUAUGAUGAGAACCUCUGGCUUCUUGGUGGACCAAGGAUGGCCAUUGUUUAUCAGUGAGUUUGGUAUUGAUCUUAGAGGUACCAAUGUGAACGAUAAUCGCUACAUUAAUUGCUUCAUGGCAGUAGCAGCUGAGCUUGACUUGGAUUGGGCUUUAUGGACUCUUGUUGGUAGUUACUACUUUAGACAAGGAGUCAUUGGAAUGGAAGAAUUUUAUGGGGUUCUUAACUGGGAUUGGAGCCAAGUUAGAAAUACCACUUUCUUGAAUAGAAUUUCUGCCCUACAACUUCCAUUUCGAGGGCCAGGCAUAACGAAAGGAAAUCCAUACAAAUUGAUAUUCCAUCCUUUGACGGGUCUCUGUGUCAUGAGAAAACCUUUGCUUGAAUCAUUGACAUUAGGUCCUUGCUCUUUAUCUGAUGGUUGGAAAUACACACCCGAAAAGAUUCUAACAAUAAAGGGUACUUACUUUUGCAUACAAGCAGAGGAUGAAGGCACGCCUGCAACACUUGGCAUAAUAUGCUCAUCUCCUAACUCUAAAUGGGAAAUGAUCUCAAAUUCAAAGUUGCACCUUUCAUCUAACCUCAGUGACGGUUCUAAUGUAUGUCUAGAUGUAGAUGACAACAACAACAUUGUGACCAAUGCUUGCAAAUGCUUAAGCAAAGAUAAAACAUGUGACCCUGGAAGCCAAUGGUUCAAGCUUAUUGAUAGUGGAAGAAGGUCUAUCACGACAACCUCAACAUUAUCCAUGCUAAAUUCAUCAGACCUUUCCUGGCAACCAUUAAGCUCUGUGUAAGAUAGUUUUAAAUAUUACUGUAAAUUUCUCUAAUUAGGAGCCA
Abrus precatorius (Indian licorice) is the source of this 1778-nucleotide messenger RNA. RefSeq names its product glycosyl hydrolase 5 family protein-like. NCBI's taxonomy places the organism in Eukaryota, Viridiplantae, Streptophyta, Magnoliopsida, Fabales, Fabaceae. Gene Ontology annotation, molecular function: hydrolase activity, hydrolyzing O-glycosyl compounds. The coding region runs from base 32 to 1735 and encodes 567 amino acids. The transcript has 4 exons. The record is from RefSeq and is a predicted model, not a curated record.